This is a messenger RNA of Phalacrocorax carbo (great cormorant), 5604 nucleotides long. The record is from RefSeq and is a predicted model, not a curated record. NCBI's taxonomy places the organism in Eukaryota, Metazoa, Chordata, Aves, Suliformes, Phalacrocoracidae.
GAUGGCCCUGGCUGCAUGGCUGUUAAAGGAAAGUGGCAGCCAUACACAAGGAUAAACAACCAUCGCAGCAGAGAUGCUUUGAACUGCUCUGCUCCUUUGGGAAAGAGAUUUAAGAUAAAGCAGAGUCCAGAGAGCAUUGGUGAUGGUGCACCGAGAGACACUCAUCACCCCCAUGGUUUUGGACCCUUCCAUCGCUCUCUGCCCCGCUCACGCUGGGGCAGGCACUCCUGCUUUCCCUGCGGACACGGACCAGCAGCAUCACCCACCCGUGAUGGCGAACCUUUGGGGAAGAGCAGCGUCCCCGUUGCUCCUGGUAGCAAGGACCGUGCUCCCUGCGGCCGGGGGACCGGGCUGGGGGCGGGGGGGGUGAGGGUUGGUGUCCCCUCACCCCCACCGCACAUCUGCCCCGACCCCGCCACAUCUGUCCGCCGUGCCCCGCCCCGCCGCGGGGCCGCAUCUGCCGGCACAUCUGGGCGGGCGCGGCCCCUCCCCGCGGGCACAUCUGGCGGCGGCGGGGGGCGGCCCUCGGCCGGGGCGGGAGGAGCGGCGGGUCGGCGCAGCCCCGCCGCCGGCCGGGGCGGGCAGAGCCGGCGCAGCGCGCAGGGGAGCGGCGGCCCGAUGGGGCGGCCGGCCGGCAGCCUGACCCCGCUCCGGCUGCUGCUGAUCCUGGCGCUGGGGCACGCCUGGACCUACCGGGAGGAGCCACAGGACGGCGACAGGGAGGUUUGCUCCGAGAACAAAAUCGCCACCACCCGGUACCCCUGCCUGAAGCCCACGGGGGAGCUCACCACCUGCUUCAGGAAAAAAUGCUGUAAGGGUUAUAAGUUUGUUCUUGGACAGUGCAUCCCUGAAGACUAUGAUGUCUGUGCCGAAGCUCCUUGUGAACAGCAGUGCACAGAUAACUUUGGGCGAGUCUUAUGCACUUGCUACCCUGGGUACCGCUAUGAUCGGGAGAGGCACAGGAACAGAGAGAAGCCCUAUUGCCUGGAUAUCGACGAGUGUGCCACAAGCAAUGGGACUCUGUGCCCUCAGAUCUGUGUCAACACCAUGGGCAGCUACAGGUGCGAGUGUCACGAAGGCUAUAUCCGGGAGGAGGACGGCAAGACAUGCACCAAAGGGGAUAAAGCUGGGCUUCCUGAGAAAUCUGAAAAUGUGGUGAAAUCAGGGACAUGCUGUGCCUCUUGUAAGGAAUUUCAUCAAAUAAAGCAGACGGUUUUACAACUGAAGCAAAAGGUUGCUUUGCUACCAAAUAAUGCUGCUGAUCUUAGCAAGCAAAUCACUGGUGAAAAAGUGCUUGCAUCUAAUGCAUAUAUCCCCGGCCCCCCAGGCCAGCCUGGCCAACAAGGCCCUCCAGGGGCUCCAGGACCAAAAGGGAGUCAAGGAGUUCCUGGGUCACCUGGACCUCCCGGACAGCCAGGCCCUCGUGGAUCAAUGGGACCUAUGGGCCCAUCUCCAGACAUAUCACAUAUUAAGCAGGGCAGACGGGGCCCUGUGGGCCCACCAGGAGCCCCAGGGAGAGACGGUAGCAAGGGGGAGCGAGGCGCACCAGGACCAAAGGGGAUACCUGGCCCACCAGGUUCAUUCGAUUUCCUGUUGCUGAUGAUGGCAGACAUCAGAAAUGACAUCGCUGAGCUGCAAGAGAGAGUGUUUGGACACAGGACUCAUUCAUCAACAGAGGAGUUCCCAUUACCUCAGGAAUUUACAAACUAUCAUGACACAGUAGAUUUUGGAUCUGGAGAAGACUACAAACCACGGGCAGCACCCAGAGACUCCAGGAUACAGAAGGCAGCCCAUCCUUAGUUGGGCCUACUGAAACAUAGAGCCCCUUUAGAGUUGUUCAAUAUAAAAAUGCACUGACAAUGUAAAAUAUAUAUAUAUAAUAUUUCCCAGUUUUCUCUCUGCUUUUCCCCAGCCAUGCUGCCUGUACUGUAGCUGUCCUGGUUCAUGGUAGCUUCCUUCCAGUAAUUCCAUGCUGUCAAGACUGCACUGUGCAUUGUACCCAGACUAUCAAGAAAACCUUCAUAGUAUAUAAUAUGAUUAAGGCAUGCUAUAGCUAAUGGCGCACACCAUAGCAUUUCAUCUGCCCACCUAGCAUUCUAUGUCCAAAUGAUCCAGUACCUUGAUUUUGCCAGGGGUAGCUGAACGUCAUCCCUGAGUGACAUCAAUAAUGAAAACCUUGGGCAACAGUUACUUUAUACAUGUAAAUAUAUUAUACUGCUGAACUCAGGUCUUCAGCUACUGUCCCCAGGCUUAGGAGAGUGUGAAAAUUGGAUCCCUGUUUCACAGCAGAGGCCAGCUGUAAGUGAAAUAUCUUCUUCUAUUAUGCUGCACUAUGGCAGAAAAAGGCCAAAAAAAAAAAUGGUGAAACAGUGAUACAAGAGUGCUGCUUGUUGAUCUGGAAAUUAUUUGGCUUCGUGUUGCUAGAGUAUUGUUCAAAGAGAGUCAAAAAGAUCUGUUUGUCCUAAACUAACACUACUUUUCCUUUACCGUUCUCCCACUGCUCAGUGUGAAGGCCAGUUCCCUUCCUCAACUUAUUUCAUGCUGGAUACAUUACACAAAGAUGAGCAAGAGAAAAGGGGAUAUAUAAAGCAGGAAAACCAGGCAUAAGCAAAUCAGGUAGGCUUAUUGGCAAGCACAAAAGCAAUCCCAGACUUGCAGAAAGAAUUGCAUUCUGACCUCCUGUAGAUGCACGUCUUCCUCGGUGAAAUGCUGAAGUCCAAGUGAAAUCAAGAUCAGAGAGAGGCCUCACGUUUGCAAAGAGCUUCCAUCUGUUUUGUUCCUCUGCUGCGUGAGAGAGACCUAAAUGGCAUUCAUGGAACUGGAGCAGAGAGUUGCAGCGUAUUUGGCUGGGUAUAUCAGGAGUAUGAGUAGGUGCAGGUGUGCACAUGACAAAACUUUUCAACUGGUACGAUGAUGGCUAAGGUGAGGUGGGGAUCCUGUAUUUGUGAAGAGGGAUGAAAGAGAGCUCCUUUUUUUUUACACUGGAAAAUUGGAUGCACAGGUUAGACCAAACCUCAUGGGUGAUGUAUGUCACCAUUUCUUUUGGAUUACGACAGCUGCUGAGGACUUUGCCGUGCUUGGAAGAUAAAGGAGUAUAUUGAGCACAAAGCUUCAAUGUUGUAUCUGUGUAGCUGCUAAUUCUACAGUGUGUUUAGUGCUGGGUCAUGUCCAUGUUACAAAUGCAAAUUAAAACUACUUAUUUUGCCAUGUUUUUCAGGGCCUGCAUGUUCUAAUAGAAUAAAUACAGGUAAAAAUAUAAGCAAGCCCUUUACAGACAACCCAUAAAGGUUUGAAUUCCCUUCCAUAUUCUCUGGGCCAAAAUAUAUUUGGUGUAAUCCCUACACCACUGGUACAGGUCUUGUGUAAACAGUUGGCUGCCUAGACCUUUCAUAUCUUUUGGAUAUUAUCUUAACAGGAAGUGUUCGUUACUGAAAUUAUUUCCCAACUCCUCGCUAUCACUAUGCCACAAGCAAGGGCAUUAGCUUUAAGAACACUAACACUCUGUAUUCCUCUUCACAUUAUAUGUAUAUCAAUAUUUACAAGGUAAUGACUAAGUCAGUGCGAUAGCUUAGAAAAAAUGAUAGUGCUUUCACCCUCUGGUCUUUGGGCUUCCCUCUGGGACAAGCUCUCCCAGCAGCUCCAGAUCCAAGUAGUCUUGUGAACCAGGUACUAGGGAAAUCAGUGAGAUCUGGGAAGGAACUUGUGGCCAAAAGAGGUAUGGUCUUACGCGCAGCAGGCUGAAAGAAACAUCUUGAGACAGUAUUAAGUGAGGCAUUUAUGUCUUAUUUUCUUAAUUUCAAACAGGCAACUAGGUAUAAAUACCAUUGUUCAUGAAUAUGCAACUUUUAAGUAAAUUUGUUGAAUGGCAGAUGUUACAUUUGUAACUCUUGCAAAUUAUGUAACUCUUGCAUAUGUUUAACACCGCACUCCAUCACCUGCUAGAUCAGGUCGGUUCCCAUUACGGAAUUAGUAGCUGCAGGUUUAUUGACCAUCGGAUACUGAACAACGAGUUAGAUGAGUCACUUCCUACCUACUGCCUAAAUUUUCUUACUCCCUGCCCACAAGAAGAUGUGUUCUUAAAAAGGCACUUAUGUUAUUUCUAAACCCUGCUCUUAUAAAUAUAGACAAAUACCAAAAAAGAAGUUCCUACAGUUUGCCCAUCAAAAUCAGGGGUGGAUGACAAUUGCCCUGCUGUGCGUAACUAUCCAGGGAAGGGAAAUUCUGAGAUUGCACCAGAAAAGCAGAUAAAAUACAUGGCUCACUCUAAGUAGAGAAAUCUGUCCUACAGACUCAUGAACAUAAAAUAUGGCACAUGUUCACAUGGCUUUCUGAAUAGAAACCUCAACCAUUUCGCUUUCUGGAGCCUGCAUUGUUGCCUGUCAUGGCCGAGAGCUGGGUUUUCCAACAGACAUGCUUACUCCAUAAAAAAAAGGUGAAGGAAAGCGCACCUUGGGUUUGUCCUUAUGCUUCACCUUCCUCUUUCCAGAAUCCCUGCCCCAAAGAGGUUGUCUGAGUCCCAGCAGCAAGGAGGGGACCUGAUGGCAAAGACAAGUCCACUCCAGAAGGCACAGGAAUUCCUCCAAGCAGGGAAAGCCCCUCUGAGCACAGCUGGCUGGAGAGAUUCAGCCUUCUGUCUGCAUCCUGCUCAGACCUUUGCAUAGACCUUUCUAAUUUUUUUUCUGAUCGUAUGGAAACUUUCACAACACAUGUAUCAGAAACAUUUCAUUAAGAUUUCUGCAUAAACACAGACACUCAGACAGAAAAGUGACAUUUUCUUCAGCAUACCCAAAGUUUUAUAAAGCCAAACCAGAGGAAUAAUCUCCAAUUUUAAGCUUGGUUACCGGGGAGCUAGGGAAGUCAUUACCUUGUAAAUUAUUUAUUAUUCUGUGGCCCCAAAAAUAACAACCCCCUCAAGAAUCCAAAAUGAGAAUGUAGAAACGUCUACACUCAUGCCUAGCCUCAUUACUAGGCUCAUGCACAUGACAACUUUGUUUCAUAUAAAUACUAUGUAUAAUUUUAUUAGAAAUAAAUAUUAUUUUUAUGUUAAGAGAUCAAGUUAUAAGCAGAAGGAUAAUAAAGAGUUUGUUAUUUUAUUAAUAUUAGAAAUAUAUUUAAUGGAAACAUUUGCAAGAGUGUGUAGUGAUGGCAAAAUGCUGAUUGUUAAUGGGUUUAACAAAAUAGUAAACCUUGGAAAAUGUUUUCUUUCAACACUGUGCCAGGUACAGACAGGAUUAGCCUUCCCUGCAAAGCUGGAAUACUGACACAGAAGGAUUCCUAUGUAGUCAGGCCAGACCAGGAAAAGGAAAGGAAAAUCAGUUGUAAAUGGAAUUAAGGUAAUCCCUGGACUUAGUGCUGAUAUCACAGUUUGAGUAACCUUCCUGGAGUAUUUUGGAGUUACACGCUAAACCCCGGAGAAGCAACAAAAGAUGGGGGUGGGGUCCAAGAAUUUGUUAAUUUCACAUUAAAAUCUGUACGUUUGUUCCUAUUACACGUUCCAAUAACUAUACUGUUCACUUUAUUUAUGUAAGUAUAUGAAAUACUAAAAUGUGUAUGAAAUGACUGUGAUUUUAUGAUGUAUGCUAAUAACAAAGAUAUUUUUUCUUA